Messenger RNA from Pseudoliparis swirei, 1808 nucleotides. RefSeq names its product phosphopantothenoylcysteine decarboxylase (gene ppcdc). Bases 5 to 637 code for a protein of 210 amino acids. The transcript is spliced from 5 exons. Gene Ontology annotation, cellular component: phosphopantothenoylcysteine decarboxylase complex. Gene Ontology annotation, molecular function: FMN binding; phosphopantothenoylcysteine decarboxylase activity. NCBI's taxonomy places the organism in Eukaryota, Metazoa, Chordata, Actinopteri, Perciformes, Liparidae. The record is from RefSeq and is a predicted model, not a curated record. Gene Ontology annotation, biological process: coenzyme A biosynthetic process.
UAAUAUGCAGAAAGAGGAGCAUGUUUCCGGUCUAAAAGCUGGUUUGUCCAAAUCUUGCGGGACAUUUUGUGUUCUUGUUGGCGUGACGGGAAGCGUUGCAGCUUUGAAGCUGCCGCUUUUAGUAUCCCAGCUUCUUCAGCUCCCUGGGGUGGAUAUAAGAGUCGUCACCACGGAGCAUGCCAAGCACUUCUACAAUUCUGCAGAGGUUUCGGCACAACUCUACAGUGACAUGGAUGAGUGGGAGCUGUGGACCCAGAGAUCUGAUCCUGUGUUGCACAUUGAGCUACGACGCUGGGCAGACCUACUUGUCAUUGCUCCUCUUGAUGCGAACACUCUUGGAAAGAUUGCAAAUGGAAUUUGUGACAAUCUCUUGACCUGUGUGGUUAGAGCCUGGGACACCAGCCGCCCUCUCCUCUUCUGCCCUGCAAUGAAUACAGCUAUGUGGAAGCAUCCCAUUACAGCCCAGCAGGUAUCCAGGCUCACAGAGUUUGGAUAUGUGGAAAUCCCUUGCAUUUCUAAAAAGCUAGUAUGUGGCGAUGAAGGAAAAGGGGCCAUGGCAGAGGUAUCGACUAUUGUCGGUGUUGUCAAUCAGUAUCUUCAGAAACCAGAUGAGACAUCUCAGAAAACAUGCACAUGACAUUGUAUUCUUCAGUCAGCUGGCACCAAGACAGAUAUAAAAUAAGCAUGAUGACUUGCCAACAAAAUGAGUUUGUGUCCAAAGCCUCAGGGCCCGACACACCCAGGGCAAAGUGGUUUUCAUCCAGUUUUCCUUCUAUUGUUUGGAUUGGGUGUAUCCUCAUCGACUGCCAUCUUCCUGACUCUUUUUCAUGGUGAUUACUACACUGACACACUUUUGUGUAUUUGUGUCAUAUACAACAGAACAUAAUUGGCAAAAUGCUGUAAGUGUCACAUUGUAAAUACAUUUAGAUGUAAAACACUAUUUGCAAAUAGAUUCCAACCAUGUUUUUAAAUGUUUUAUUUUCUAGUUCAUUUUCCCUUUCAAGGCUAACAUUGAAUCCCAUUCCCAUGUUUUUUUAUUUAAGUGACAAAGUAGAAAUAAAAGUAGAAAUGUGGCCAGUAUUGGUCCAGUGUGACCACUGACUGGCGUAUGUUGUUCUGAUAAGUGUCAAAACAACAUGAGGCAAAAUGAGCCGACAGGGAAAUAACAUGUUUUUCUUUCCCCUUUGCUUGAUCUGGCCUGUUUGUUAUUGUGUCCAAGGAGAGGUCUCGUUGUAAAAUCUAAAUAUUGAGCAGCAACAGGUUCCAUCUUUGCAGCCUUUAUCCUCUGUGGACCUGAUAAAGCCACAGCAGCUACAUGACCACCAGCAAUCUCCAGAGCUUCACUGCCUUGAAGCAGCUGGGUCAGCAUCCUCUUCCUGUUGGCCCUCUUUCUCUCUCCUCACCUGCUCUUUAGCCACAUGCAUAGGCUCACAUCAAUACAGGCGGCCUUCGAAUUCAAAGACCUCAUGCCCCAUUGUUGAAAUCAUCAAAAUAUUUAAACCAUGACAUCAUACAUCUUUAAAAUAAAAUUGACUAUGAUCUUUGAACAGAAACUGCAUGUGGCAAAAUUUUGCCUCUCUGCCAGGAAUCUCCAAUGGUCCAGGCAACAGGAUCCUGAGUACAUUCAGGAAAAGAUCUUACUUUGGGUCGAAGGGGUAAAAAUCCCUGAAAUCAAACUUCUCCAGUGUGUCACCCGGGUGUGCGAGAUUAACUUUUUAAAAUGAUCUGGUGAUUUUCACUUGCGAGAGUCAGGAGCCUUUUGGGAACCGUGUGAUGAACCACGAAAUAAACAUUUUGGUCGUUUAGCC